GACCGCUCUCUGGCCGUCAUGGCGGCGGUCGCGGGCCGCGCCGGGGCCUGGCUGUGCCUGUGGGCCGCGCUCCUCGCCCCGGCUCCGGCCGCCGCCGUCUACGAGGACCAAGUGGGCAAGUUUGACUGGAGACAGCAGUAUGUGGGGAAACUCAAGUUCGCCUCCUUGGAAUUUGCCCCGGGAGCCAAGAAGCUGGUGGUGGCCACGGAGAAGAACGUGAUGGCGGCUUUGAAUUCCCGCACGGGGGAGAUCUUGUGGCGCCAGGUGGACAAGGGCAGCGCGGAAGGGACGAUCGACGCCAUGCUGCUGCAAGGGCAAGAUGCGAUCACCGUGUCCAACGGAGGCCGGAUCCUCCGUUCCUGGGAGACCAACAUCGGAGGCUUGAACUGGGAGACGACGCUGGAGUCCGGCAGUUUCCAGAUGGCCAACCUCGUGGGCCCGCAGGAUGCCGUGAAGUACGUCGCGGUGCUGAAGAAGACCUCGCUGGCCCUCUAUCACCUCUCCCACGGGCACCAGAAGUGGGUGGAGCACCUUCCGGAGAGCGACUCGGUCCGGUACCAGCUGGUGUAUUCACGUGGCACCGGGGCGGUGCAGGUCCUGGGAGCCGUCCCCCAGAGCCACGUGAACAUCUUGACCUUCAGCGUGGAAGACGGAGAGGUCAUUCGGCAGGUCCAGGUGGUGACCCCGUGGCUAAGGGGGCUGAAGGGGGCGUGUGGCGUGGUGGACGAAGCCGUGCUGGUGUGCGCCGACCCCGGAACCCGCUCCCUCUACACCUCGGCCUUGGAGACGGAGACGGAGACGAAGCAAGUCCCGCUGAAGACCCUCGAGCUGGACCUCCGGGAUGGUUUCCAACCCCGGAUCGUGGCCACCCAGCCCAACCUGGCAGCCGCCUCCCGGGCCCAGUUCUUCGUCCAGCUGUCCCCGAGCCGGUUCGCCCUCCUCCAGUACCGCCUCGGGGGCCUGAGCCUGCUCCGCGACUUCCCGCAGGCUGCCCUGGUGAGCUUCGCCACCACCGGAGAGAAGACCGUAGCCGCCGUCGUGACCUGCCGCGGCGAAACGCAGAAGGCCGGCAGUGCCGAGGACGGACUGGCGGACAGUGCUCCGGACCUGCAGAGCGCCCAGGACUCUCCGGCCUGUCCCAACCGGACCUACAGCAUCAACCUGUACCUGGUGGAGACGGGCCGCCGGCUGCUGGACACGACCAUCGCCUUCGGCCUGGAGCGGAACCGAGCCCGGCCGGAGCGACUGUACAUCCAGGUGUUCCUGAAGAAGGACGACUCGGUGGGCUACCGGGCCCUGGUGCAGACGGAAGACCACGUCCUGCUGUUCCUGCAGCAGCUGGCGGGGAGAGUGCAGCUGUGGAGCCGUGAGGAGUCGCUGGCCGAGGUGGUGUGCCUGGAGAUGGUGGACCUGCCUUUGACUGGGGCCCAGGCUGAGCUGGAGGGAGAAUUUGGCAAGAAGGCAGCCGUUCAAGACGGCCUGCUGGGGAUGUUCCUGAAGCGCCUGUCCUCCCAGCUCAUCCUGCUGCAGGCCUGGACCGCCCACCUCUGGAAGAUGUUUUACGACGCCCGGAAGCCCCGCAGUCAGAUCAAGAACGAGAUCAACGUCGACAACCUGGCCAGAGACGAGUUCAACCUCCAGAAGAUGAUGGUGUUGGUCACCGCCUCGGGCAAGCUCUUCGGCAUCGAGAGCGGCUCCGGCACCAUCCUCUGGAAGCAGUACCUGCCUGACGUGAGGCCGGGGGCCUCCUUCAAGCUGGUCGUCCAGAGGACCACGGCUCACUUCCCCCACCCGCCCCAGUGCACCCUCCUGGUCAAGGACAAGGAGUCUGGCCUCAGCUCCCUGUACGUCUUCAACCCCAUCUUUGGGAAGUGGAGUCAGGUGGCGCCCCCGGUUCUGAAGCGCCCCAUCUUGCAGUCUUUACUGCUGCCCAUCAUGGACCAAGACUACGCCAAAGUACUGCUGCUGAUCGACAGCGAGUACAAGGUGACGGCCUUCCCAGCCACCAGAAACGUCCUGCGCCAGUUACGAGACCUCGCUCCUUCCAUCUUCUUCUACUUGGUGGAUGCGGAGCGAGGGAAGCUGUCCGGAUUUAGGCUGCGGAGGGAUCUGACGACGGAGCCGAGCUGGGAGCUGACCAUCCCGCCGGAGGUGCAGCGGAUCGUGACGGUGAAGGGGAAGCGCUCCGGCGAGCACGUGCACUCCCAGGGCCGCGUGAUGGGGGACCGCAGUGUGCUCUACAAGAGCCUGAACCCCAAUCUGCUGGCCGUGGUGACGGAGAGCGCGGACCUGCACCACGAGCGCACCUUCGUCGGCAUCUACCUGAUCGACGGCGUCACCGGCCGCAUCGUCCACUCCUCGGUGCAGAAGAAAGCCAAGGGCCCCGUCCGCAUCGUGCACUCGGAGAACUGGGUGGUGUACCAGUACUGGAAUACGAAGGCUCGGCGCAAUGAAUUCACGGUGCUGGAGCUGUACGAGGGCACAGAACAGUACAACGCCACGGCCUUCAGCUCCCUGGACCGCCCUCAGCUGCCUCAGGUUCUCCAGCAGUCGUACAUCUUCCCCUCGUCCAUCAGCGCCAUGGAGGCCACCAUCACCGAGCGUGGCAUCACCAGCCGCCAUCUGCUCAUCGGACUGCCCUCUGGGGCGAUUCUCUCCCUCCCAAAGGCCCUGCUGGAUCCUCGCCGACCCGAGAUCCCCACGGAGCAGAGCAGAGAGGAGAACCUGAUCCCGUAUUCCCCGGACGUGCAGAUCCACGCGGAGAGGUUCAUCAAUUACAACCAGACCAUCUCCCGCAUGAGGGGCAUCUACACCGCUCCCUCGGGCUUGGAGUCCACCUGCCUGGUCGUGGCCUACGGGUUGGACAUCUACCAGACGCGAGUCUAUCCGUCCAAGCAGUUCGACGUGUUGAAGGACGACUACGACUACGUGCUGAUCAGCAGCGUCCUCUUCGGCCUGAUCUUCGCCACUAUGAUCACCAAGAGGCUGGCCCAGGUGAAGCUGCUCAACCGGGCCUGGCGGUGAGGAGCGCGACGCCGCGGGCGGGGAAGAAGGAAGUCCGAGGGCGACCCCGUCCGUCCCCAGUGGGGAGCCGCCGUUGGGAUCGCCGGGAGUUGACGGAUCGGGACGACCGCGGAGCUCAUCUCCGGUGGGGUCUGUGGGAGCCCCGGCCGGCUCGGAAGAGAGGACGCGCUCGUCGGCGAGAAGACCCACCCCGGGGUUCCCCGUGGACGGAGAUCGAUCGCAGACCUCUGCUGUCCCGUUAGACCUGUGGAUUUUUUCCCCACCCCUCUCAGCUCCCGGUCUUCCCCCUUGCACUCUCUCCCCGGCCGCGUCCCUCUCUUUUCACUCCUCUUCAGUUAUUCCACGGGGGGGGGGGGCCGGGCGGAGAAGGGAGGCCGGGCAGAUCCCGGCCCUCUCCCCUUCCCCGGCGGCUCACUCCCUCGCCCUCCCGGAUGUUCCCUACUCCUCUUCCCCGAGAAUCCUCGGUAGGGAGGAAGUCCUCGAAUCGGAACCCCCGCUUGUUCAGAAACCCUCAUAGUAAGUGCAUUAGCUACCGCCCGGUGGGGAUGGGAAUGGGAAAAAAUUGAUCCGCUCAAAAAGAGGCAUUGACCCCACCCUCCGAUUUCUCUCUCCCCGCCGGGGAAUCGGGAGGAAGGCAAGCGCGUUGAUUUUACGCCGUUUACUUAUCGGGGCCUAAAGUUUCUUUCCAUCAUUUUUUAUUUAUUGCGGUCAGCCCAUCCAUUUUUUUCAUCUUUCCCUACUCAAAUGUCAGACUCACAGAUCUAUCCCGCGGAGCUUACUCCCCAGCAGGCCGAGAGAGGACUCCUCGGCGGAACCUCGCCGGCCGCUCCCUCGCCCGAAACGUUUUGGAGAAGAAUCCGUCGGUAGAGAAUCCGGUCCCUCCGUGGUGGAGAGGAUCAUUCCGGGGACCCUGAAGUUGAUUUUCUGGGUCGAGGUUGCCCGCGUCCCUGCGACCGGGUCUUUAAAUCCCAAACCAGCUUCGCCGAUCCUCUCGGCUCCCCCCGUCGAGUCGUCUCCUCGGGCAGCCUGCGGGGCUGGCGAGAGAAGAACUCCUCUCCGCUGCUUCCUAGCUCCAGAGAGAGAGGGGCUUGGUCUAGUUCUUUUAUUUUGGUUUUUUUCCUCCCCAAGGAGAGGCGGGUGUGCGGCCUGAGAUUGGGUAGGGGGUGUCUGUCUCAGCUCCGUUGGUGGAAGUGAUGCGUCGGGUGGAUCCGAAUAAAAACGAUGGAUCGAACGGC
Ornithorhynchus anatinus (platypus) is the source of this 4259-nucleotide messenger RNA. It is a transcript of the gene EMC1, whose product is annotated as ER membrane protein complex subunit 1. Gene Ontology annotation, molecular function: protein binding. Bases 19 to 3024 code for a protein of 1001 amino acids. The transcript has 24 exons. Gene Ontology annotation, cellular component: EMC complex. Gene Ontology annotation, biological process: protein folding in endoplasmic reticulum. Lineage: Eukaryota; Metazoa; Chordata; Mammalia; Monotremata; Ornithorhynchidae. The record is from RefSeq and is a predicted model, not a curated record.